AUGAAGCUGCCCCACAAUCACUAUCAUGAUGUUCUCUGCAGCCUAGAGCCCAAGGUCAGAGAUGAGCUCCAGCAGCAUGAGCAGUGUGAAAUUCAAAAACUAAAAGAUAGCUACAUGAGAAGCCUGCAGGAAUGGAAGAAGCACAGUCAAGAAUCUAAAUCUGAGCUUUCCAGCCAGACCUUUUUCAAGAAGUCACACAUAAACUGGAUCAUUGUCAUCUUUCCAGCCCUUCUGGAUCUCAUAAAGACUGAGCAAUGCAAGCUCAAGCUCACCAAUGAGAAGAUGAUGGAGAAUGGGUGGCAUGCUGGUGGGGACAAGAAGACACUGUACAUUCAUGCAAUUAAUACCCUGGCUAAUUCCAGCUUCAAGUAUCAUGUGAUUCAACACAUCCUGCAGGGCAUGGGGAGAGACUAUUGUGGGUGCCCAGAGAAGAUUGUUAUUCUGACAGAAUUCUUCUGCAUGUGGCUGCAGAAGCAAGGCUACUGUGUUGCAGCAGUCUAUAGCAGUAUGAGUGUUGAGGACUGA
Molecule: messenger RNA, 525 nt
Organism: Coccidioides immitis RS
Lineage: Eukaryota; Fungi; Ascomycota; Eurotiomycetes; Onygenales; Onygenaceae
Product: transcription termination factor 2
Exons: 2
Coding region: 1-525 (174 amino acids)
Source: RefSeq, a predicted model, not a curated record